CCGCUCUCGCCCCGAGGGGGGAACGCCGUCCCUGCGACGGGGGGAACGGGCUGGCAUUAAACCCCAGCACCGCCGCCAUGCAGCGCACUGACGGCUCGGCGCCGGCUCUGGGCUGAACGUUGGGAAGGCGCUUUGCUCGGCGGCGCAGCCGAGGCGAGGGGGAAGGUGCGGUGUUCUUACGGCCCCGCGGCAAAGGCGCCCGCCCCGAACCGCCGCGCUUUUUGAGGAGCCCUCCCCUGGCUCAGGGAAGAAGGAAUUCGGCGGGUGGGAAUCGGGAGGACGGAAAACGAGCCACAGGAGCAGGAGGAUGCCAGCAGCGGCAGAUGAAGAAACCGCCCGGUCCCUCUCCUGACGGGCUGCGACGUGCCAGCGCGGCGGCCGCUUCCUCGCCCCCCCAUUUUAAGCGAAAGGGGCGGGGGGAGUUCAAAGGCAUAAACAAGGAGCGCAGGACCUAAUUCCUCCCCCUCCCUCUUCCUCAAACUGGCUUGCCAGGGCUCGCCAAUAAACUCAGCUGGGCUAUGCAUCGCGAUGGGAACGCGCUGCCUGCCCCUCACUGAGGAGACUGGUGCCCAGGCUGCCAUCCCCUCACUGAGGGGGCUGAAGCCGCGGAGGCUGCCUGCCCACCGCUGAGGAGACAGCCGCCGCCGCCGCGGAGGUUGCCUUGCCCUCGCCGAGACAGCAGCGGCAGGAGCCGCCGCCGAGGCUGCCUUGCCCUCAUUGAGCCGACCGCCGCCGCUGCGUUAGUGGUGGAGAUUGUGCCGCUGCGACAGGGGAGGACGGGGCUCGGCGCGCAGGGAGGAGGCGCAGUGAGCAUGCGCCGCCCCGACCGCUGACUGGGUUCUCCGGCAAGGUACCCAGGCAAAAAAAAAAAAAAAAAAAGGGGGAAAAAAAAAGGAUUGAGAGAAAGAAGAAUGAAAGACGGCAGAGGAAAAUAAAAAAAAAAGGUUCUCGUAGAGGCCGCCAGGAUAAAGCAGCUCUGGGUCGGCGGGAAGGAGCACCGCUGGCAUGUGGGGAUCUCCGGCACCAACAGAUAUUUUGAUGGCAUGACAAAUCAGAAAGAAGAGGAUGUACUGUAUGACUAGACACAAGAUCAGUUCUGUUUGUGGAUUACAUUUUCAGUAAGAUGUAUGGAUCUAUUUUUUCCUUGUUCUUAUAUAUAGAUCAUGAGACUUGACUGAGGCAAUAUACAUAUCAUCCAUCCAUCUAUGGCGAACUACAGCCAUGCAGCUGACAACAUUUUACAAAAUCUCUCUCCUUUAACAGCUUUCCUGAAACUGACUUCACUGGGUUUCAUAAUAGGAGUCAGUGUGGUUGGUAACCUUCUGAUCUCCAUUUUGCUAGUCAAAGAUAAGACCUUGCAUAGAGCUCCUUACUACUUCCUGUUGGAUCUGUGCUGCUCAGAUAUCCUCAGAUCUGCAAUUUGUUUCCCAUUUGUUUUCACCUCUGUAAAAAAUGGCUCUACUUGGACAUAUGGGACUCUUACUUGCAAAGUGAUUGCCUUUUUGGGGGUUUUGUCCUGUUUUCACACUGCUUUCAUGUUAUUCUGCAUAAGCGUCACCAGAUACUUAGCUAUUGCCCACCACCGUUUUUAUACGAAAAGGCUGACCUUCUGGACUUGUUUGGCCGUUAUCUGUAUGGUGUGGACCCUCUCUGUAGCCAUGGCUUUCCCCCCAGUUUUAGACGUGGGCACCUACUCGUUCAUUAGGGAGGAAGACCAAUGCACUUUCCAGCAUCGUUCCUUCAGGGCUAACGAUUCCUUGGGAUUUAUGCUUCUUCUUGCCCUUAUCCUCCUAGCCACACAGCUUGUCUACCUCAAGCUGAUAUUUUUUGUUCACGAUCGCAGGAAAAUGAAGCCAGUCCAGUUUGUUGCAGCAGUGAGCCAGAACUGGACUUUUCAUGGUCCUGGAGCGAGUGGUCAAGCAGCUGCUAAUUGGCUGGCUGGAUUUGGAAGGGGUCCCACACCUCCAACCUUGUUGGGAAUCAGGCAAAACGCGAACACCACAGGCAGGAGAAGGCUACUGGUUUUAGAUGAGUUCAAAAUGGAGAAGAGAAUCAGCAGAAUGUUCUACAUCAUGACAUUCCUCUUUCUGACCUUGUGGGGUCCCUAUUUGGUAGCCUGUUACUGGAGAGUUUUUGCAAGAGGGCCUGUAGUACCAGGGGGAUUUCUAACGGCCGCUGUCUGGAUGAGUUUUGCCCAAGCUGGAAUCAAUCCUUUUGUCUGCAUUUUCUCCAACAGGGAGCUGAGGCGCUGUUUCAGCACAACCCUUCUUUACUGCAGAAAAUCCAGGUUACCAAGGGAACCUUACUGUGUUAUAUGAGGGAGCAUCUGUAAAUCUUUAGCCUUGUGAAACACUACCAUUCUCUGCUAAGCAAUUGUGGCCUGUAGCCAUGUCUCGAGAAGAAAAUCAAGAAUGGGAUGUCAGCAGUUGUAAGGAUUUGGGCAACAUUCUGCAGUCUUUGCAAUAGCUCACCUCUAAUCCUAUUUUAAACCUAAACAUGUUCCUGCUGACCACUGCUGAAGGUUUGUAAUUAAGAACAAAGGACUGAACUACUGCCCUGAAUUCCUUUAUGUGGUUGAAAUCUAGAUUAUGAAAGUAGCAGGUGCUAAGUAUCAGUGCUAAAUGCUGUGUAUAUCACUACAUAAAAUAAGACCAUCAAAAAGAUUAGCAUUGGACAUCUUAAUAAAUUAAGUUGAUAUGAGGUUAAUGUGUUGAUAAAACUAAUUUUAGACAUCUGAAGACCUUUAAAACAUUUCAUACAAUUCUUGUUUUGCAAAGACUGAAAACUGGGGACUCAAGUACUGUAACUGAUUAAAGAUGUGCCAUGCAUUAUUGGAUUAUCACACUUACAAAUCUGUUUGCCUUGUGAGUAAGUUUUGGGGAGCAUUCCAAAGCAGUAUUUUUGUUCAGAUUUAGACUUUACUUUUUUUUUUUUUUCCAAAUAUAUUACUCUUUCUAAAUACCAUUUUCCUUAACAGUGAAAUUACUAACAUUUAACUGUAAUCUGUGGUUUUUGCCGAUUUGGUAUAAAGUUUAAUAGACUCUUAUUUAUAUUUUUUAAAAAGCUAGAUAUCAGUCUGUUAGGCAACGUUAAUGAUAAUAUCCAGUCAUAAUUGAACAGUUAUAAUUAUACAGAAUAAACACAUGUUGCCUUAAAGGGUUAUCUAGUAUCUUCCAUUUUGUUUAGCAUUGAUGCAAAUAAGCAAGGAAAAUUGAAUCAAUAACUCUGGUCAGUCAUUUGGGAGUGCAUGAAAGAUCACUUAGUCCUCUUUUUUCCUUUUUACUCCAAUGGUUCCCAAAAUCAGUAUGCACAUCACUGGGAUGAUAUGAUUUUUUUCUAGGUGUGUCGCCCUUUCUAGUUUGUUCUGAGAAACACAGGCAGUUGAUGUAUGUUUAUAUUUUAAGACAGCUGUCAUGGGGAGACCGCAGCCUUAGUAUGAUAUCUUGCACAAUUUGUGAAGCAUUUAUUCUACUGAAGGCACAGUCUUGUUUAUAUUUUCUGCACAUUUUGGUGUAUUGGUUGUUUUAAAUUAUUUAAGUUUUAACUUGUGAAAGCAUAUAAUAUGAUUUCUUAGUAUUUUAGAAAUACAUUAGAGUCUGUGAGUCUUUCCUUCUUUAAGAUACAGAUGUGUGGAUUUCAAUAUAAAGUUGCAUUUGCCAAAAUUUACCUGUGUAGCUUGUUAAUUUUCUUGGAAUAAAAUUUUACAUUUUUCCAGUUAUACAAUUAACCUUUUUUAUUUUGUCUAGUGAGCUAGCAUGAAGUACUGAGAAUGUAGCCAUUAUGAAUUAUUAUCCUUUCCAGUCACUGUAUUCCCAAACUGUAAAUGCAUGAAUGAUGGGGACCACAGGAUUGAUAAAUGAUAUUAUCUACAGUAGCACUAUUGUGUAGUUUAUCAUAAUUACCCAUCUAUCUGUUCUAAUAUGUCAGUUAUAUUUAAAGUUACAACACAGUAUUUGACAUUAACUUCACAGUUUAAUUUUGGAAAAUGUGUAUAUUUGAAGCACAACAUCAUGAGUUGGUCAAUCAUAAAGAACACGGAUUUUUCUUAAUUUUUGGAGAGACAAGACUAGAGGUGUUAAUUCAGUAUUGGUAUAUCUUGUCCUUUGUUGUAGUUUUAUGACCAGCAAGUUAAUAUAUACAUACACAAGCAGCAGUCAAUAAUGGAAAUGCUUAAAUUUGUAUGAUAACAUUAUACAACAUAUGCAACAAUUCAGAGAGUUGUGUCUAUAUGUGAUCAGACAACUUGAUCAAAGAUUUAGUGAGCAAUCUGUUUGACCUCACUUACACUUUUAUACUGAGGUUGAUUGGUUGAGAGGCAUGGCUUUAUAUACUGUGUUGAAACAGAAAAAUUGCUAAAAUAAUGAGUCCUUAUGAGUACAAGAAUGUUUCAGAACGUAAUUUGAAACAGGACCAAUAAACCUCUACCAAAAGGACUUUCUUAUUACACCGAAAAAGGCUUUGAAAUUAAGGUAGUUAAGCAAUUGUCAAAGAUAGCAAGAGUGAAUAAAAACUGAAUCGUAUGUUGAGAAAAAUUCUGAAAGUUAUCCCACUUAAGUUUAUUAAAAGGUUGAUUGGCAAUAACUUCAGUCUAAUUUCUAUAAAAUAGUAACCUUUACAAGGAACAUUGAUAUUACAUAUUGUAAUAAAGAAGUACAUAUAAAUAAAGUUGUAAAUAGUGUUAUAGUUGUAGAAGUAGUCGGUUCUGAAGAUUAGCCAGAAAAUUUUCAACUAUGAAAUUACAAAAGCUGCAAAUUUGGGGCCUGACCUAACUCCUAAUAAAGUCAGUUGGUGUUUUCCCAUUAACUUCAUUUGGAGCAGAAGCAGGCCCUAACAUUUCUAUAGUACUAUGCUUCUGAAAUACUAAGAAGGCUGUAUUUACUAUGCAGUGGGAAAAGAAAAAAAAAUUAAAAAAGAACAAUUUAAAAUUAUUUCCCUGGAAGUUUUGCAAGCAGUAACUGAUGUAAAUUAAAAUAAUAAACAGUAAACAAGUCUGAAAGCAAAUAUUUUGCUAAAUGUUUUUCUUUUGAUAUGAAUACAAUUCCUUUGUCUAACUGAAAAAUAUGCAAUUGUAUUACCACCUGACAGAGGAGGCGUACUUUUUUUAAGUGAUUUUUUUAUAAUUGUUCCAGUAAGAAGUCUUGUGACAGAAGUAUUUCCUUUUAUUUUCUCCAGUGUUAAAAGAACAAGGGGAUGUUCGGUGAAAUUAAAAGGCAACAUAUGAAGUAGCAUUUUAUGCAAAGUUAUUACUCAGUGAAACUCACUGGCACAGGGUGUCAAGUAGGUUAGAGAGAUUCCUACACGAAUUAUAUGUGUACAUGAAUUAAAGCAGAGCUUGCAGUUUUUGUCAUCGAUACCAUUUUGAUCCUAGUCAGUAUAUCAAACCUAAUGUGUUAGGAUAUAAAUUCAAAGGAGCAAGAAAGUGUAUUCCAAUUCAGUACACUGUUGUGUCACAGUAUGGAAAGCCUUUUGCUUUCAUUUAGUACAGGAGUUAUGCUGUUGCCAAAGCUAGAAUACAGGGCUGGUAGGUUACUCUUCUUUCACAAUAGCAAAGAAUAUCACACUACUUUGUAUCUGCAUUGAUCUUUACUGCUUAUGGCUAAUGUGAAGUUAGUAGUUUUAAUUUUCCUCGUGGCAAAAAAAAAAAAAAGAGUAAGAACAGAUUCUCUGGAGAAAAGGCUGUCUACUCAUGUUGCUUUCCUGCCCUCUGUUGCCCCACUGGCUCUUUGGCAGCCUCUCCAUUGGUCCUUCUUCAAGAUUAAAUGUUUCAUGUACCAAGUUUUGUAUUAUUUCCCCUGCUCCUUAAGAAAUGUCUCAGCCAUCCCUCCUCCACAGUAGAUUAGCUCCUGCAGCAGGUUCCCAAGGUUUGUCUGUGUCUGAGUUGCCUUCCUGAAGACAGAGACAGACUGCCAGUUCCUUCCAGCUGCCUUUGUGGCACAUGGGGUUGUCAUUCCAUGACACUUGGCUGGUGCACUGGAUAUCUCUGGCUUUUGGCUUUGGUCAUGAAGUAGGUGCUCUAGGUUAUGUGGAGAAAAAUGAGAAUGGGGAGGGGGCAGCAGGAAACAAUGGCCCCUCUCCCAACUCCUCCAUAAAGAAACCACUGUUAUUGCUGCAUUGCCCAAUAACAUAUGAUUGUUUUAAAGCAUAUUUGGUGCUAAUGACCCUGUAAAUGAAUAAAAUGUACGGUUAGCAAAUUAAUGCAAGGUUUUUGGUAUAGCCACUAAAUAUUAUUACAAAAUGGCUUUCCUUCAGUCUCUAGGCCUUGGGAGUCCGCUGUAUCUAUCUCCUUUUAGGUGCAUUGGGUUUGUUCACUUGUAUUGUCUUUGCUUUGCCUUUCAAGCUGUGAAUAUUUUACUUAUAUUAAUAGAAGUCCAGCACUGCAGCAAGCUGUUAUUACUCAUGGGUUUGAAAAAUAAUAUAAAAGGGAAUUCUGAUGAUUUUUGAGGUGAAUUAAAGAGGUAUUUUGACAAACAAUUGUUUUUUAGCAAAUCUGGAAUAAAAUUAUGGGUUGCUGAGCUCUUUCAUAGUUACGCAGUCAGUUCUCAUUUAUUGAAAAUAGAAAUGGAGUAGACUAACCCGCAUAAAGCUAAAACAUAGGUAAUGCAAAGCGUAUGCACAUUAGAUACAAACUUCCUGUGUUUAUUACAUUUAUCGAGGAAUGAAGUUAAGCUGAAGUAAAAAGUGAGAUCAGAAAUUCAAAGAAAAAGGGUGGGUGUUUUUCCUUUUUUUCUGCUUUGUUUUAGCAUAGCACUGCUAAUCUGCAACCUGGGUUACACACCCACAGACAAGUGAGAGUUGACUGUACAAUUCUGCAUAUCACAUAGACAACUUCCUUCUAGUUUACAUUCAUUGAGAGCUGUAUAGGUGCAGACUACUAAUCUGAUUAACUUUUCAGAGAAAAGAGAAGGCUCAGUCUGAGAUACUGUUCUUCAGAACUAAAAUUCAAUAUAUGCUCUCUGCUUUUGUUUACUGAAGUGAUUUUUUUUAGUGUGAAUAAAUCAGUGAUCUAAAUCAGUAAUGAUCAUAAGCAUUCUCUGGCCACGACCAUUAACAACAGGACAAGAGCGCAUAUGCCAGCAACAAAUCAAAGUUUGAUAUUAGACACCAUGACUUUCCUUGAGUGGCCUGAAAAUAGCUCAUGCUUUAUACUUAGAAAAAAAUACGAUGAGGCUGGCCAUUUAAAUGGAUAAAAUCUUUAACUAGCCAGCAUGGAAAAAGAGGGGUGAAUUUUAAAGAUUGCUCAUUAUAAAUAGUGAAGAGGUUUUAUGAUGUUUUUUAUUUGGCUGAACUGUGUAAAUACUUAAGUAUAUGAUGAUCAAAGGAGUGCCACAGUAAAUAAGUUAGAUUUUUUAGUAGUCUAAAAAGGAAAUAAGUAACAAUGAUCUUCAGCAAUUUGAAAUAAAAUAGUUGCGGUCAUACACAUGUUUCGUAAAAUUUAGAUAACAAAACAAUUAUUGACAUUUUCAGUACUUAGUGGGUUUAUGUACUUUAAUGUAUUUAAAGAACAAUGUCUUUAGACAGUGAAUUGGCUGAUGCAGCCCACUGAGGGACUUGUUCUUCACAUCACAGUUUUCAUACUAUGCUUUGUAUUUAAUAAGCACAAGAGAUACAAAACCAAAGUUCAUCUGAUAUAAUCUUCAAUGAACUCUGCAUUAGCUACUACAAAACUUCUCCAAAUAUUAGGUAAAUUACUGUCUCCAGACAUUAUUCAAAAUUAUCCCUGUGAUAAUUCAUGGAAAGUCUACUUCACCUUUGUUAAAGAGCCAUCUAGUUAAAGAUGUGUAUUUUUUUUCAUCCUUGUAUUGUUUGGCUAAGACAAAUUCUGCCGUAAUGUGGAGUUAAAAAUUCCAAGUAUGACAUUUGAAUUUCAAUUAUUAUGCUACCUAUAUGUGACAUUGUUGUAGUCACAUUUUAAAUCGACCCAUAAAGUUUAUGGUUUAAGAAUGUAAAUAAUCACUUAUGAUGAAAAAAAAACCCCAACAGUCACAUGCUUCCAGUUCAUUCUUUGUCUUAUUUCCGUGGAAUGUUAAAGUUUUAAUUUUAGGAAUGCAAAAGCAAACUCUGAAAAACAAGUAUGUUGGAGGGGAGAGAAAGAAUAGCCAGAAAUACAUCCAUUAAUGUUAUCUUUGAAAUGAAGAAGGUUAUCAUAUAUGCAUUGCAUUUUUUGCAUGGUUAUAAUCUAUCAGCUUGCCUACUUUUCGCCAGUGUAUAUAUGUGGUAUAGAUAUGAUUCUCAUGCCACCAUUAAUUACAGCAUUUCCUGAGCCCUUUUAUUUUCAUUCUGUACCAUCAAGCUCAGACAUGCGAACUUCCUUAUGCAAAUUGAAGAAAUUGCUAAAAAUAAAAAGUUUUGCACUAUAAUAAUCUUGGCGGAUCAGGUCCUUGAGGUAGUUUAGGACUGUGGCACAGAUACUUGAUAACUACUGUGGGCAGCAUGUUGGAGGAUAUAACAAAGUUUUCACCCAUGUUUAUGAGACAGUUAAAAUCCUGCUCUAGUCUUAUAGUGACUAAAGUCCCACGUCUUGUGGAACUGGCUCACCAUGGGCCUGUGACCCACUUCAUCUUGAGUUUAAGUAGGAUUUUGGUUGUGCGUACCCUGAGUACUAACGAGUGAAAUUCAGCAGUAAGCAGAGAUAAGAAGUGCCUAGACAACAUUCAUAGGCUACAGACAGUUGAUACGUGCUUGUCUUCUCAAAAUAGAAGAAGUACAGAAGAAGCAGAGGCCCAGAGGUAAAAGUUUUUUGUGUGCUGGUUAUUAUUUCAUGCCCUGUUGGCCCCUCAGAAGUGACUGAGAAGAUCAGUUUUAUUCUUGAUUUUGGUUUUUUUGGAAAAAAUGCAUGCCAUCUCAGCUACUCCAUUCCAUCCCACCCAUUACCAGUUGAGCAUUUCAUUUUAUGCUUAACAAAUUUUGUAUAUUUUUUAAAAUACAUAUUUAAUAGUAAAACAUAUUUGUAGCUUUGCACUGAUUAUGGAGAUAUAUAUCAGUGUAUGUUCUUGCUCAUUUCCAUAAGCAUUUCCUGUGUUACAGACACACAAAUCCUAUUUUUGAAAUUAAGGCAGUCUACAAUUAUGUGUUUCCUGAAUUCUCUGUGAAGGCCCUUAAGCUUUGGAAAUUUCUCCAAUUUGAUCCAAAACACUCGAUGCAGAUUAUUAGGGCACACCACAGGGAACAGUUGAUUUCUGUGACUGCAGGACUGUUUGGACAUCAUGAAGACUGGAAAUAUAUAUUUAGCUCCUGUAUAAUAAUUUAUGGUCAUGACUGGGCAAUAGAAUUGAUAGUGGUGGGACUGCUAGAAUAGGAUAUUUUGGUAACUGCAACUUUAAAUUACAUCGUAAGAAAUCUAGCACAAAGGAGAAAUGCUCCUUUUGUAAGAUGAUUAUGUAAAUUGAAAGUAAACACACACACAAAUGAGUACAGUUCUAUAGGAUUUUGAUUAACGUAUUUAGUCAUAGCUAUAGCAAGAUGGGCAUAAAGCAGAAAAAGAGAAAGUAGCACACCAUUUGAUAUGUAAUCCUUGUAAUUUUGGCUCGAUUCCUGCAAUUCCUACUCAAGGAAAAUUUUCCUUCUCUUUUGUGGAAAUGCGUCUCAAUAAAGACUAUAAGAUCUUGAUAAUUUAUAUAAGUGUUUAUGUUUUUUACUUGACCAGUUCUCAGUGAGAGCAUGAGGUAGCAGGACUUUAAAUGUAAUUUCUGUCAUAGUCUAUGUGCAAAACCAAUCUUUUGAUUGGUUUCAAGAGGGAGUAUAUACACAUAUAUAGAGAGACUUUUCUUAGACUCUCCAAAAUAAUGUAGUGUAGUUGAUACCAAGUAGGUACAGCUUAAGCCCUGGUGGAGGGCAUGGAAUAUCACACUUAAGAGUAUGAUAAGCGAGUGUAAAAUCAGAUGCAAGGAAGGCGAGGAAGCUAUUUAUUAAUAGCUUCGUGUGCUAAUAGUUGUAAAAAAUGCUUUUGGACUCAUUUGUAAACCUCCUUGUAAAUUCGUAAGUGGUGGUAAGGGCAUCUGCAGUAAGCUGGGGCGUAGUGCUGCAGCUGAGUCCUUAUCCCCACUUCUUUACAUGGGGGCAGACUGGAAGCAAUACAGAUUAUAGGCUGGUUCCUGGCCCUAGCACCUUGUAUGGUAGUAAUAUUCACUAAACUCAGCAGCCCAAGGAUUUACUCCAGAUGGAUUAUUUGGUCACAAAUUUUUGAAACUUGUUUUUCAUUCAGUGUUUUCUGUGUGUAGUUUUUGUACUUAGUAGGUGGAAAGAAGUGUAUGUAAAGGGAAUGAAUGGGUUGAGCAAAUCCGCUUCAGCCCAAACUUUGUAUGAGGAAUUUCAUGAGGAUGGAGAUAGGUGUGUAAGCCCCUCACAGUUUUACCACAUCUCUCAGACACUGUUGUACAACGGGCUCAAACGGUCUGCCCCAGUCAGCACUCAAUACUCUUUCCAAUGUAAAUCUCCAGGAAGACAGGCACCAGUGUUUGUGGAGACUCUUCCAUAUAGAUGACCUUCCUCUAAGAGACAUAUUGUCACAAAAGCUGAGAUUUGUUGUAUUCUUUUAUAUUGGAGAAAACUAUUAAUUUUGUAUCUUUUGUAUUAAAAGUUCAUGUUAAAUUUGCUUCUUAGCAUACUAAUUUAAAGGCCCGUUGUCCCCUCCCAACCAGGAGGACCACCAGUCUAACUAGUAAACACAGUAUCGGUGAGAAUAUUAUGAUCCUUUGUCAUCAGUUAAGUAAAUGUUGAUACAAUAACAACUAUUGCAAUAUUUGAUUAUAUGAAACCCCUGAAGGGGUUAAUUUCCUGCUUUGACAUUUUCCUUAUGCAAAUAUCCUCAUUCCAUUUCAUGCAAGACAGGUUUGGCAAAUGUGGAUGCUUUGGGUGGUAUUGACAUCUAAGUUAUGCCAUCUAAGGACAAGUGCUGGCUGCUAAAUAAUUUAUUCGUUUAAAGUUCAGAAGAGACUCUGUAAAACUAGCUACCACAAAAAAACAAGCAAUGUUUUCUUAAGUCAUAUAUGUGAUCCAUUAAACAUUGUGUUUGGUACCUGGGUACUGUCAGACUUAGCGUUCAAACCUAAUACAGAAUUAGAAACCAAGC
Messenger RNA from Chroicocephalus ridibundus (black-headed gull), 11068 nucleotides. It is a transcript of the gene GPR85, whose product is annotated as G protein-coupled receptor 85. Gene Ontology annotation, molecular function: G protein-coupled receptor activity. NCBI's taxonomy places the organism in Eukaryota, Metazoa, Chordata, Aves, Charadriiformes, Laridae. Gene Ontology annotation, biological process: G protein-coupled receptor signaling pathway. Bases 1206 to 2318 code for a protein of 370 amino acids. The transcript has 2 exons. Gene Ontology annotation, cellular component: plasma membrane. The record is from RefSeq and is a predicted model, not a curated record.